This is a messenger RNA of Hibiscus syriacus, 1186 nucleotides long. RefSeq lists its product as uncharacterized. Lineage: Eukaryota; Viridiplantae; Streptophyta; Magnoliopsida; Malvales; Malvaceae. The record is from RefSeq and is a predicted model, not a curated record. Gene Ontology annotation, biological process: protein peptidyl-prolyl isomerization. The coding region runs from base 145 to 1131 and encodes 328 amino acids. The transcript is spliced from 5 exons. Gene Ontology annotation, molecular function: peptidyl-prolyl cis-trans isomerase activity.
UUUCCUUUGUUGCACUGUACUUUGCAUACAACGUCAAGUAAUUGAUGAAACUCCCAAUCCAUGACAGUGCUACAGAUUAACUAAGCGGAGGCCGUAAAUUGGUGAAUCCAUUUCUGGGUUUGUUAACUCCGUUCCCGAAAUGAAAUGGGUCGUAGGCUAGCCGACUCAGACGUCUAUCGUUUUACACUUGCGGUCCUUUUCUUGAUGGCCGCGAGCUCCUGUUUUAUGUCCUAUUAUAGAUUCUCCCUUUCGUUUAAGGGAAGCAGCAACGCCGUGUCUUUUGGUUCAACCCAAACAUCGAGAGUCAAUGAAGAAGAAAAUGUGUGUUGCAGGGGAAUUGAGCAUUUAGAGCUGUGGGGUGAUGCAGUGAAAUGGGGAUCGGAUUUCAAACUGAAUUCUUCAAAGGAAUGUUGUGAGGCUUGCAAGGAGAUGUGCAAGAGUGACGAUGGUCCUUGUUUGUGCGACUCUUGGGUGUUUUGUGGCGAUAAGGUGGCUUGUGGGUCUCGAUUUGGUGAGUGUUGGCUGAAAAAACAAAAUGAUAUCUUGGAUCCUGAUCGGCGAGACUCCGGUGAUAUGGUUAUGUGGACAUCUGGUAUAAUCUUUGGUAAAGGAGAGGGAAUUGUUAAGUUGAACACGGAGUAUGGUGGUUUUCAUGUUAAACUUUUGCCUGAAUGUGCUCCAUAUUCCGUUGUCUAUAUCCUUGAGCUGUUGUCAUUACAUCAUUGUGCUGGCUGCCAAUUUUACCGUGCUGAAAGCCGAGGUAACUCUUGGGAUCCUACAGGAAAUCACAUUGAACAUGCUUCUUUCGGCCCCCCACAUGCGCUGAUCCAAGGAACAGUUGAAGCCCAGGGAACUGUAUUUAAGGAUAUUCCACCAGAGGCAUGCCCCACUAUAAGAGGAGGAUCGGUCGCAUGGGUUGGCUCUGGUCCGGAGUUCUUUAUCAGUCUAGCGAAGCACAAUGAGUGGAGAAAAGCAUAUACAGUGUUCGGUUAUGUUCUACCCGAAGAUAUGGACAUCGUGGAGAAAAUUUCACAGCUUCCAACCAUACCAGAUGUGUGGAGCAAGGUUAAAGUAUCUGUGUUGGAAAGACCUGUUCCCUUACGAAUCUUACGAACGAAGAAACGUCCUUGAGAUCUCGUCUGAUGCUAAAUGUGCUCAUUGGCUCGAAGUGCAGCACAGAUUGUAG